This is a messenger RNA of Malus domestica (apple), 1431 nucleotides long. NCBI's taxonomy places the organism in Eukaryota, Viridiplantae, Streptophyta, Magnoliopsida, Rosales, Rosaceae. The record is from RefSeq and is a predicted model, not a curated record.
AUGCUCGAGUACAAUGGAGUUUUCAGGCACUAUGUCUACCCUAAAAAAACUGGCUCGGGUAGUGUGGGAACGAGGCGCCAGGGUUGGUCUUCUUCCUCCUUCAUACCUUCAAAUUUAUGUACCUCAAUCUUAGAAAGCACAGGUGGCGGUGCAUGUGGGUUCAAUAGCUUAUGUAGAGAUGAUACUGAAGGACCGGUUUGUGAGUGCCCAGAUGGAUACAGCUUUAUUGAUAAAAAUGAUGUGCUGAAAGGAUGCAAGCAGAACUUCGUUUCUCAGAGUUGUGAUCAAGCCUUUCCAGAAACACAUCUUUUCGACUUUCAAGAACAUGAAAACAGAGACUGGCCUCUUUCGGAUUAUCAGCAUUUUCAGCCAGUAAGUGAGGAUUGGUGCAAGCAGAGUUGCCUAAGUGACUGCUUCUGUGCCGUUGUCAUUUUCAAAAAUGAUGACUGUUGGAAGAAGGGAAGUCCUCUUAUGAACGGAAGGAUUGAUCCCACUGUUGGCAAUAAUCUGAAAAGUUUCACGUACAUGGAGCUGAAAGGAGCUACCAACGGAUUCAAGCAAGAACUAGGACGUGGGGCUUUUGCAACGGUUUUCAAAGGAGUUUUAGCAUCCGAAGAUGGGAAGCAUGUUGCUGUCAAAAGAUUGGACACUAUGGUCAGAGAGAACGAUUUGGAAUUCAAAGCUGAAGUGAGCGCAAUUGGCAGAACAAAUCACAAGAACUUAGUCCAGCUACUAGGAUUUUGCAACGAAGGGCAGCGCAGAAUUCUUGUAUAUGAAUUUAUGAGCAACGGCUCUCUAGCAAGCUUUCUCUUUGGAGAGUCAAGGCCAAGCUGGUAUCAAAGAAGAGAAAUUGCCUUGGGAACUGCAAGAGGGAUCUUGUAUUUGCAUGAGGAGUGUAGUAUCCAAAUCCUACAUUGUGACAUCAAGCCUCAAAACAUUCUUCUAGACGACUCUUUCAACGCAAGAAUUGCUGACUUUGGAGUGGCGAAGCUUUUGAAAAUAGAGCAGACUCGAACAACGACUAGAUUCAGGGGGACAAGAGGUUAUGUGGCCCCUGAAUGGUUCAAAAGCUUGCCUGUCACAGUAAAGGCAGAUGUUUACAGCUUCGGCAUUUUGCUAUUAGAGAUUGUUUGCUGCAGGAAGAAUUAUGAAGCGAAGAUGGAGGAUGAAGAUCAAAUGAUACUGGCUGACUGGGCAUAUCAUUGCUAUGAGCAAAACAAACUGCACCAGCUAUUCAGAAACGACGACGAUAAGGCAAAGGAUGACAUCGAGGAGAUGAAAACAUAUUUGAUGAUCGCGUUUUGGUGCAUUCAAGAGGAUGCAUCACGAAGACCGACCAUGAGAAAUGUCACACAGAUGCUCGAAGGAACUGUUGAACUCUCAAACCCACCGAAUCCAUCAUCAUUAUACGUUCAAUGUAAGGGAUUGUGA